Neodiprion fabricii is the source of this 3895-nucleotide messenger RNA. Its product is annotated as putative leucine-rich repeat-containing protein DDB_G0290503. Bases 418 to 2856 code for a protein of 812 amino acids. The record is from RefSeq and is a predicted model, not a curated record. Lineage: Eukaryota; Metazoa; Arthropoda; Insecta; Hymenoptera; Diprionidae. The transcript has 15 exons.
ACUGUUCUUACCGCUAAGAAUACCUGUUCUGAAAUUCUAUCGUUUCAGAUGUAUAACGGUCAGGAAUCGUACAAGUUAUUUGAUUCAUGCUUGCGCAUGUGAAAAAUUCGCACGUUGCUCGGUUGAACUGUUGUUGAAGAUGAUAGAUUUUGCAAAUCUGUUGCUUUCUCUGAAAAACACCUAUUUUUAUUCACGCAGUUUCGAUUAUUAUGAAUAUUUUUCGUAAUAUUGUAAACAUUAUGUACCUUGUGUUAAUUACAGCUUAACGAUAAAGACGAAGCAAUUCAAUUACUGACACUAUAUUUAAACGAAACCCAAUAUCAGUACAGCCAAUGCUUUGAAGAGGCUGCCAAGCAAGACACAAUCUUAGAGUUUCAACGGGAAGCAGUCCAUCAGCUGAGACAAAAGAUAGAGCAAAUGGACAAUUCUUUAAUUGUCACUAAUUUACACUCUGCAUAUUUUGCCGUAUUGAGUACAAUACAGGAACAGCUACAGAAUCGCCGCAAAGAAUACGAAACCAUCUCAACUAAGAUGGAAAAUCUUGUGAAGUCGAAGAACUGUUUAGAAGAGAAAUAUAAAAAUCUGAAAAAAUUAUGGCAAGAAGCAAGCGAAGAGUUGCAAGAACUGAAGUCGAUUUUAACAAAGAGGGAAAACGAGAUAAAAGGUUAUCAAACGGAUAUUAGUAAUUGUAAAGCAGACAUGAAGGAGAAGAAUUGUGCGAUGAAAGAUUUGACCAGCAAACUGGCUUCGAAGGAUGCCAGAAUGAAAGAAAUGGAAGAGAUGCACAGCAGAAAGAUAAAAGACUUGGAAGAUUUAUUGAAAAAGUCUGAAAACAUUGAGAAGCAAUUACGAAACAAAAUAUUGGUUUCAACUGAGAGAGAUAAAGACAUGAGAAAGCAGCUACAGAAGUAUAAAAUAGACUUGGAAAUAUUCGAAGAGGAAUUGAAGUCCGAGAGAAAAUCUAACGGUGAUGUCGAGCAAUUGCGGAGCGAAAAUGAAUCUUUGAAGCAGGAAUUAGGCGAUCAUACAAGAGAAACUGAAGCUGUAGUGAACGAGCUGCAAAUACUGAAGGAAAAAGAAAUUCAUUUGCAACAAGAAUUGAAGGAAAAUGAGAGGACCGAAGAAUUGAAAAACUUGAACGAACGUCUGAGGAAGGAUUUUGAGAUUCUACAACUAGAUAAAAAAAAUACUGAGUUUAAGCUCAAAAGAUGCGCAGAAACAAUUGCUCGCUUACACGAUGAAGUCAAUCUGAAGAACAAAGAAAUGAAAGCGCUAUCUGAUCAGGUCAAGGAUUUUGAGGAAACUAAAACAGAGAAUUCUCGUUACAUGGAACAGUUGGAGAAACAAUUACAACUGAGUGAAGAGCAGACCGAAGAGUGUCUUGGCGAAUUGAAUGUUUCCAAGGAAUUAUUAGCCGUACUUCGCGACAGAGUUUCUUCACUAAAAUUGAUACUGCAAGAAAAAUCAGACGACAUGGUGAAGCUACAAGCCGACCAUCAAAUUCUCAAGAAUGCUAACUCUAUACUGAAAGCGGAACAAGGUAUAUUCGAAAACAAAGCAAGUGAGGACAUCAACGAUUUGAAAAAAAGAUUGAAAGGUGUUCAGACGCAGUUAUCUCUAAUGGAAAAUAAUUAUCGCAAAGUAACCCAAGAUUUCAACAAGAGCCAAGAGCUUUUGGUCGAGGCAACGAAGAGAGAGGUUGAUUUACAACGCACACUUACAUCGAUGGAAAACAAUUUGCUGUCAAAAUUAUCAUUAGCAGAGCAGGAGGAAAAUCGUCUGUCAGAUAUCGUCGACAAACUCAGCGAGGAACUGGAGGAUGCCCACAACGAGCUUUUGACCAAAAGUUCUCAACUUUGUCAGGCUCAAUGCCACAGCAAAUGUUACGCCAAUCAGCUGGAAUCUGUCCAAAAAGAAUGUCAAAAGCACAAAGACGACAGCAACGCUCUGCGAAUUACAGUUAAUAAACUAGAAGCGAAACUGAACGAGCUGAUGUGUUGUAACGAUACUGAAAAUACGCAUUUGAGGACGCAAAUUGACAAUCACACAAGCUGUAUCCGCUCUCUCCAAGAAAAAUUAUUGAAAAUGGAAGAAGUUAAAUGCUGCUUAUCAAAACAGUUGCAACAAUCUUUGGAAGAAAAUUGCGAUCUUUCUACUAAGAAAAGCGUACUUGAACAAAAAAAUUUCAAAUGUGUAUCGGAGCUCCAAGAUAUGCAUAGAUCAUUGCUUGAAUUACGACAAGAGUAUCAGGUGAAGGCAAAAUCACUUGUCAGCAUGUCAGCCGAAUUGAGUCAAGUUGCAGUGAGUCGGUCAGAGUUGUGCACCGAGUCGCAACAUGUGGUGUCAUGUAUUCGCGCCUGGAUGGAUGAGCAGAAGAAUUUGGUUGAGACAUUGGCAUCUAAGCUCAAUGUUAAACAACAGCAAGUGAUGCAGCUUGCAUUUGAAAAAAAAGCACUUCUGGCAACAGUCAGAGAACUGCGACGAGCUAAUUGCGCACUGACACAGAGAAUAAAGCGUCUCCACAAGCCUUCUGUGUGCAGCAGAGGAACGAAGAGUGUGUAUAAUGGAUACAGAUCAUCCCAAACUUUCGUUUCAAAUUUUCCCAACGGUAGAACCGAUCCAUCAAACUCCAACCAUUCGCGUGUAGGAAAAAAAUCUUGUCUUGGUCCAAUAAGAAAUGCUCGUCGUACUUCAGUGUGCGGUAAUUCUUGGUGGUUUCCAAAAAUGGAACAUUUGACUCAAGAGUUGAGAAGGAACAACCAGUGGUGGAGUAAAAAUGCAAUCAACAAGGCUGAGAGCGAUCCUGGGCUGGACGAAAGUCGCGACUGUGGUUAUCAGUCGUCGACGAGUAAGUGAGCAAGCUCUGAAGACUAUCUGAUAGAAUCUGCGUCUGCCAUGGGCAAUGGUAUUUUUACUUUUGUAUCAUUUAUAUAACAAUGUGAUGAUAUUUGUGCCAGCGAGGCCAAGAAGUUAGUCAAAUUUGUAGUGAACAUCUCGUUUUUACCUAACAACGAAUGUUUUAUAAUAAUACAUUAUGUCAUUGCAGCUAAUUUUUUCUCAGACCAAAAUAUACCGAUGCUGAAUUUAACACCAAUACGUUACAAUUUGUCCUCUUCUUUACCACGAUAAUGAGCAGACUCAUUUUCCAGUCUCAGUAUCAAUCUAUAAUUUGGUAGACAAACAAGUCUCAGCAAAGGUAAUUGUCGCAUGUAUAUCGUCCAGAAUAAAUCAAGCACUUGCUUGCUUUCUGUCGGUGUAAAUAUUUCGAUGCUUUUCGGUGGAUGCUGAAAGAAUGAUUUGAAGCAGAAUAUUUGGCAGAAUUUCACGUGCUAUUAUCAAUUCUUUGAUUUGUUUUCCGAAUUGUUUGUAAUGUACAGCUCAUUCAGGCCACACGACUAUUCAAACUGACCAUAACAGAAUGCAGCAGAACACUUUCCUUGAAAAAUUCGUAUGUAUCAUCAGCAGUGUGCCAAAUUGUUGUUAGAAAAUAACGAUGCGUGAAGUAAAAAAUUCCAAUCAACGAGGAAAUCGAUAUCUCGCUAUAUGCGUUAUCUCUGUGAAUUACAAUUGGCAUGGUUACUUUCCUGUAUAAUACUGUACAAUAUGUAACAUUGUGUAUUUAUUGGCUGAAAGCUAGGCGCUGCUUUGUAAGUAUUGUGUAAGUAAACCAAUUUGCUAUGCUAGAAUUAGAAUCUGAAAAUCAAACACAUACCUUGCAAAUCUGAAAACUUCCCAGAUCAAUUGAAGGAAAAUCUCUUUGUUAGUGCCAGUAAAUAUAAUUGUAUCCGGCAGCUUCUUUUCUGAAAUUGAUUAAUUGGAAUGUUAUAUGUAUGAAUUUAUUAAAAUCGCAUAACUUUUACAACGAUACAAAGUUAUCAGUGAAUACAACACGUGA